Molecule: messenger RNA, 1422 nt
Organism: Alternaria viburni
Lineage: Eukaryota; Fungi; Ascomycota; Dothideomycetes; Pleosporales; Pleosporaceae
Exons: 3
Coding region: 1-1422 (473 amino acids)
Source: RefSeq, a predicted model, not a curated record
AUGCAAGGACCGCCGCCAGGCUAUGCGCAGCCUCUGAGCACUGCAUCAUCGCCCUCUAUCACGCCACCACCUCAUCGUGGACCAGACUCUCGUCACGCACUCGCACAUCUCGGAGGCCCUGUGCCAGAGCCGGGUCACGCGCCAUUCACGCUCUACCCGUCAACAGCAGGCCACCCGUCAUCAACGUUUCGUGGACCAAUGACUCCACGCGGAGAAGUCGCCCGCCCGACCUCACGGUCGCAAUAUGCAUCAUGGUCCCCACAAGCACCAGGACCGCAACGUGCACCAGACUGGCAGUACGGACAGCUGCGACAUCCACCAGGCCCACAACGAUUACCAGGGCCGCAACAUGUACCUGAAUCACGCAGUAGAUCAGCGCCAUCACUCACAUCCGCGACUCCUGAUACAUCGGCGGCGCACCACCCGCCUGUCACCAACCAUCGCGCACCCGUCACGCACCCCACAGUAGCGACCGGUGACGCAUCUGUUCCCCAGCAGUCCGAGAACAAGGACGCUGGAACUGGCGAGCAAGCUGCUGACGGCGCUGACGGCGCGGGCGCUGCUAAACCUAGUACACCCAAGCAUAUCCUUGACAAAGAGAAGCAAGCCCGGGCCGCGAUCAGGAAGUUGAAGGAAAAAUUCAGUAUCGAUGGGCAGAUGGGCGAGUCUAUCACCAUGGUUCGUACCAACACUGGAGUUGAGUUCAGUGGUACGAUGUGGAAGGCGCCUGCCAACGAUACGAGCAUUCCUACAACAGAAGUGGAGAUCAAGGCAUGCGUCGAUGCUCUUGACACGGCAAUGCACAACGUCGUAAACAUCCGGGAGAAGGCCGAUGUCAAGUCAUCGAACAAUCGGUGGAACUCUAAGUCCAAGUACUAUUUCCCGGAAGAGUACAAUGCAGCUGCUGGCCUGCUUGUGAAAGAGCUUAUCAAAAUCCACACCGACGGUUGGACCAAGCAGAUCUUUGACUCGAACGAGCGUGAGCAAUGUCAGCUUACCCAGUUCUACACGUUUGAAGAUCGAUUUGAAGGUCUUCGGGAACUGCUUCACUACUCCAAGACGUCUUGUCAAGAUAUCAUGAAGGGUUCCCGCUUCUAUACCAUCAUCGCCAACCCGCGCAACCUGAUCCAUCGCACGGCGACCAACAAGACUGCCAACGUCAACAAAGGCAAUCAGAUCAAGGCAGGUAAGAAGGUGAUGAAGCAAGAAAGCAGCACAACAACUUCUCCCGGCGGCGAUGACAAAAACGACAAGGCAAAACAACAGGACAGCGAGGAGGGCUCCAACAGCGAAGAGUCCACAAAGGUCAAGAAGGCCUCGAGGGGCAAGAAGCGCGCUCGCGAAGAGACCUUCGUUGCGGAGGACCCGGCGGGCCAACCGCCUCGCAAGAAAGCGCCUGUGAAGAAGCGUAGCGGCGCAUGA